GCCUCCUCUGUUUUAUGCAGCCGCCCGUUGCCGCUGCCUCUGUGUUUGCCUCCCGUUCCCCACCCCAGCAGCAGCAACCCCAGCAGCAGCAGGAGAGGCUGGAAGCAGAACCUAGAAAGACCAGCUGGCAAGGAGUAGGAUUAACUGCAGCGAGGACCUUUAUUUUUGUUUGUAGUCAGAAAGGGAGGAAGUGGAGAGUAGGAGUAAAGAGGUGGGGGCGGGAAGAGGCAAUGAAGUGAGUGGGAUAGCCGCUGUAGUAAGAAUAACAAUCAAUAUUAAAAGAAAAAAAAAAGCUGCGGGACGCAUGCGCAUGGCUGGCGAGCCGCCGUCCCUGGGUGAGGAGCCCGCUGCUAACCCAUCCGAUCAAGGCAAAGAUUUCCAUCUGUCUCCCAGUACUGAUGGUGAAAUUCCCAUGGGAUCAGAGCGGAUGGAGAUGCGUAAACGGCAGAUGUCAGUGCCUCAGGAGACAACAGACUGUACUCCAGGCCAACACGAAGUGGGGAAUAGGGCAUCUAAUGCCUGUUGCUUCUGUUGGUGCUGUUGCUGUAGCUGUUCAUGUCUUACUGUUAGGAACCAAGAAGAUGAAAGAGCAAGGAGGGCUUCCUAUGAACUCAGAGGAGAAGGACUUCCAACCUGUGAAGAAAGCCCUACACCUACUCUGGAAGAAGUGAAUGCCUGGGCCCAGUCAUUUGACAAGUUAAUGGUCACUCCAGCAGGAAGAAAUAUUUUCCGGGAGUUCCUCAGAACAGAAUUCAGUGAAGAAAAUAUGCUCUUUUGGAUGGCCUGUGAGGAACUGAAACAGGAGGCCAACAAAAGUGUUAUAGAAGAGAAGGCAAGGCUGAUAUAUGAAGAUUAUAUUUCCAUUCUUUCUCCUAAAGAGGUCAGCCUGGAUUCCCGAGUAAGAGAAGUUAUCAACAGGAACAUGCUAGAGCCAUCACAACAUACAUUUGAUGAUGCACAACUUCAAAUUUAUACCUUAAUGCACAGAGACUCAUACCCCCGAUUUAUGAACUCUGCUCUUUAUAAGGACUUACUUCAGUCCUUAUCUGAGAAAUCCAUUGAAGCAUAGGAUUUUCAAAUAUAUUUAUUAUUAACAUUAAUAAAACCAACAACAAUAAACUCAUGGGCCACAUCUAAGGAGAAGUUUAGAGAUGAUAGAAUCUUCAUCUGACUUAAUACUCAGGCAUAUUUUAAUAAUGGACAUUGUUUCCUUUCACAGAGGGCUUUAAAAUCACAAGUCAAAAAUGUAGUCACCAAUCACCUUUAGUGAUGUUUUGGAGAGACUACGGAAAAUAAGGCUUGUCCUUUUACAAACAUAAUAUUUUUAUUCUUAUAAUUAUAGAAGCAUGUUAUAAUAAUUCUUAUAAUGUAUAGCAGCAAGGCAAAGGCUACCCUUACAAAAGGUUUCCAUUCUAAUUUCCUUGGUACAAUCACUAAAAAAAAGAAAAGGCAACAUUCAGACUUUUUGUAUGAGUUACAUGAACGGCUACUUUCAUCUUAAAAAGAAAAGCUGUUCAGUAGCAAUCUGCUAACUCCUGCCUUCCCUCGGCACUCUCAUUUUUGAAUGCAGUAUACAUCUGUGCCAUUACCCCUUGACACACAAUAGGUCGAAACUCACAUUUUGUAGCCAUCUUUUAGUAGAUGUGGACCCUAAUUGUAAAGGUAUUUCCCUCCACCUUAGGAUGUAGGUAUGGAUAUACAUGCAUAUGUAUAUACAGUAUAUGUAAGCAGUGUUCCCUUAAUAUGGAUCAAUCUCAAAUGUGUGGGCAAAAACUGAUUGGAGACACACUGCUUAGAAAAUUCUUUUGUUGAAAAGAAUUACUGUUAUUUUAAAAUCAGGGCUUGGCUAAAGAAUGAAUUAAGUUAAUGAUGUGUUCAUGUUUAUAAAAAUGGUAUCAACUGAGGUUGCUUCCAUUUUUAUUUUGGAAAGUGAAGGAAAAGUAUGGGCAUUUACACUCUAAAAAAAUAAAGC
Messenger RNA from Dromiciops gliroides (monito del monte), 1972 nucleotides. It is a transcript of the gene RGS20, whose product is annotated as regulator of G protein signaling 20. Bases 305 to 1069 code for a protein of 254 amino acids. The record is from RefSeq and is a predicted model, not a curated record. The transcript has 5 exons. Lineage: Eukaryota; Metazoa; Chordata; Mammalia; Microbiotheria; Microbiotheriidae.